AUGGCCCCCCUCUACCAGACGCUCGAAACCCUGGAACUCAUCUCCGGCGCCACAAUCCAAUGGCCGCACCACGACAGCACCCGCCUCGACCUACGCCCUUUCAUCCACCUGACCCGCGCCAAUGUUGACUCCAAGUUUUUCUUCCCGCCCUCCACUGACCCCGUGGGCCGUAAAGACCUAACACCGCUGCUUCCCCACAACCUGGCCUCUCUCACUCUGGCCUUCGACACCGCCACCACUGCCCUUGGCCCCUCUGGCUCCUCCUACCAGUGGCUCCUGACCCUUGUCCAACGUGCCCCCCAGCAGCUCCCCGGCCUUCACACACUCCACAUUCGCGAACAGGACUACCGGGGACAAUCAUUCUGCCAGGUGUGCGUCCCUGUUUUCGGAAUCUACGAAUGGGAUCCCCCAGCCGAUGCUCAAUACGUUUUGUCUAAGAUCCGGAUGAUGAGGAAGAAGGCGUCCCUGGCCUCUGUGGGUCGAAAGCGGGAGGUCCACCAGUAA
This is a messenger RNA of Lasiodiplodia theobromae, 504 nucleotides long. Its product is annotated as RNI-like protein. The record is from RefSeq and is a predicted model, not a curated record. Bases 1 to 504 code for a protein of 167 amino acids. NCBI's taxonomy places the organism in Eukaryota, Fungi, Ascomycota, Dothideomycetes, Botryosphaeriales, Botryosphaeriaceae. The transcript is spliced from 2 exons.